This is a messenger RNA of Solanum verrucosum, 747 nucleotides long. RefSeq names its product probable membrane-associated kinase regulator 3. Lineage: Eukaryota; Viridiplantae; Streptophyta; Magnoliopsida; Solanales; Solanaceae. The coding region runs from base 1 to 747 and encodes 248 amino acids. Gene Ontology annotation, molecular function: kinase inhibitor activity. The transcript has a single exon. Gene Ontology annotation, cellular component: plasma membrane. The record is from RefSeq and is a predicted model, not a curated record.
AUGGCCAAAAAUCCUCUUCCAUCACCAAUAAACCACUUAGGUGAAGAAGAAUACAUAGACAUUGAAGUAAACUCUGCCUCUCAAAACAGAGAAUUUGAGUUUCAAAUGGCUUCAAUUACCAAUUAUAACACAACUUCCCCUGCUGAUGAACUCUUUUAUAGAGGCAGACUCCUUCCUCUUCACCAAAAAAUCCUUCAAACACAACUCUUUGAAGAUUUAGAAGAUAGCUUUUGCGUGGAGGUUUCUACAGAAAGACCCCUUGGUUCUGGCAAACGGAUCAACCUACUCACGAGCUCCGCCAUCAAUUUCACUAUUAGUUCACCAUCACAAUCUUUUGAACUUAGUCCAAAUGAUCAUAAAAUAAGUCCUAAGAAAGUGUGGAUUAAGUUCAUUAAACAUUCUUUAAUUACUCAAAAGCUCAAAUCUUUGUUUAGUAAAUCUUCUUGUAGAAAUGGGAAUUGUUGUUCUAGUAAAGACAUGAAUGUUUCCAAGAAAAUAAUCCCAUUGAAAAAUACUAAUAACAUUGGAAGUGUGUCUUCAAGGUCAUUCAAGUGGCAACAAAAAUCAAGAAAUGGAAGUUCUUCAAGGUCAUUCUCUUCAACUAAUUUUUCUUCAAGGUCAUCAUUUGAUUGUUCCUUUAACUCCAAUUAUGAGUUGAAUUUCUCCAAGAGAAGUAGUUUUACUUCAGAGAGUGAAGGUUCAAUUGAGGAUGCUGUUGCUCAUUGUAAAAAGUCUCAUACUGGUUGA